CUGUGCAAAAUAAAAAGAAAGUGCUCCUUCUAUCCGACAGUCAUGGCAGAGGACUUGCACAAAAUCUAUCAGAAGAACUUGGACCAAGUUUCGACGUGUCCAGUUUUGUCAAACCAAAUGCUGGCCUUGAAGGUGUAACCGACUCCAUGGAUACAGUGUGCAAGAACUUCACAAGUGAGGACUGUGUAGUAAUAAUUGGUGGCACGAAUGACAUUCAAAAACCGACCAGGCAAAAUUGUCUUGAUCAAGUAUCGACCAAGGUCACAAAACUAAGUAAAGAAACUAAUGUCAUUAUUGCAGCUGUGCCCUGGAGACUGGAUACACCCCACCUCAACCUUGAAAUUGAUAAAGUAAACACAUACCUGUAUGGCAAGGUGAAAGAAAAUAUUUGUCAACAUGGAAAUAGUGAUAAUGUAUGCUAUAGCACAUCCAUGGUGGACUUGGAAAGAAAAUACUACUCUAGAUCUGGUCUACACUUGAAUUCCAGGGGAAAGAAAAUAAUAAGUCACAGGUUUGCUAAACAAAUAAAAGCCAUAUCUAAUAAUGAGAGAGAAAAGAAUUUUUAAUAGGAGCCACUGAACAAAUCAACUCUAGUCAAUUGAAAGCCCUACCCUAUUUUAACAUAUG
Molecule: messenger RNA, 627 nt
Organism: Frankliniella occidentalis (western flower thrips)
Lineage: Eukaryota; Metazoa; Arthropoda; Insecta; Thysanoptera; Thripidae
Exons: 1
Coding region: 147-566 (139 amino acids)
Source: RefSeq, a predicted model, not a curated record